ACUGCCUCUGGAAUGGGUCGUUCCUUGAGCCGCCGCGCGCCGCGACGUAGACUUGAUCCUCAAUAACAACUCAACGCGGAGUUUGCCCUGUCGUGUCGCAGACCUUUUUUGAAGUGUCGUCAGACUUUCGGUGCUUUUUCCAGCCCGCCACUGUGACUUGCGCGUCGUUCUAAGUGUUUUCUUGGUGAUUUUUCGUACUUUCGUCGGAACAGUUUGGAUAUUGUGCCCGAAACCCUCUUGAAAGUAGGAGCGAAACACCGCCUGCGAUCCCGCAACUCGGCGUGUUCCACAUUUCCUGGCAGUCGCAGCGCGACGUCCCAAGCGCGACUAGGAGUGUUCGUAUUCCGUCGGAAAAUAUAUUUUCCAAAAUCAGAAGCGCCAACUGUUGCCCUCGGAGUGCAGCUCGAUGGGCGGUCGUUCAGGAUGCUACGUGAAUAUAUGUGCGUUUGGAAACAACCGAGUUUGAUGUGUUUGGAGUUCCUCCAUUUCGGCGGAUGUGCAGUGAAAUGUGACAGUGUAUUUAUCGUGUAAAAUGCACAAUACCCUCUCAAAAUGAAGAAAAAAUUAGUGAUUUUGUUUAGUGAAAAUUGUCGGUCCGUGCGAUGGCUCACCUCCAUUUGUCUCCUUUUUAUCUUGCUGCCAAGGAUAUACUCCUUCCAAGACGCUACUAUGCACGUAAAGCCCGACGAAGAAAAUGGACUCCGGAAGAAUAGUUCAACACUUAGUCACUCGAUAUUAGGCUCGCCGGCCAUGGAAUCAGGACUACUGAUCGGCCAACAAGAGCGCACAAUAAGUUUUAAUGACCCAUCUGUUGAGAACAUUCAGAAUACAAGGUAUGUACCUGAGGCGUUACCAUUGGAAGACUUAGAAUUAGGAGGCGAUUACAAUACUGCAAUAGUGAAAGAAGGACUUGAAAGAGAGGGUCCAAACGACGUCGACGAGGAGAGGUUCCAAGACUUGGACGCAAGAGAAAAGAGAGAAGCGAAGGAAGUCAUCGGCGAGCAAACGAAUAACAACAUCGAAAUAGAACCAACCAAAGUUGAGAGGAGAACGAACAGGAUAAGGUUUCCGAACGAGGACGAGGAGCAGGAUAACGGAGAGCCGGUAGCCGACGAAAAUCGGAAAAUCUAUUUGAGUCAGAUCAGGCCGACGAAACCAAUGCACGACUUCGGGGACGUCCGGUCGGAGAUGAGCAAGUCGAUCCUCUUCGACGGCGAUGAGCUAGCGUCGAAUUCGGGGGAAGCGAAGGGGGCUUCGUCGUUGACCAGAACCAGAUCGUCGAGCAACUUGACGAAGCCCAAUUUUGCACGCUCCUUGACCAAUGCCAGCGACCCCAACCCGAAAGCGAGCCCCGAUCGGAGCUCUGAGGGCCUCGCCUCCGGGGAGGAGGGCAGCUCAAUGACACCCAGAAAUUCGGACGACCGGAAAACCGGCGGCUCGGACAUCCAAGACAUCAUCACCGGAUUCGUCAAGUUACUCAACGGGAAUUCGCAACUCCCCAUACCGAGCGGCCCCAGUCCGUCGGGCUCCGGCUCCGGGCGACCGCUCCAGCCCUCCAGGACCCGCAUCAACAACCGCGGUCCCCCGAGGAUCACCGACGUGCCCCCCAUUCUAUUCGACCCCCCAUUGCCACCGCCACCCUCCCUCAAACCCCCCGCCUCCAUCAGCACCAAAAUACCACCUCCGUACCCAUUCGACAUCCCGGAACCUUUGAAACCCCUCUCUUCGACUCCCAACUCUGUCGGACGGCCUCAACAGACGUCGCCCAUCUCCGCAUCGUCCGGAGAGAUCAUCCAGCCAACCAAGUCCAACAUCGAGGACAACUCGAGCGUUUUCGGGAGCAGGCCUGCUUUCGAGUACAACAACCCAUCUAACAACGCCCUCAACCCGAGUCAAAACCAAUCGCACGCGAAACCGUUGUACAGUGCGAAUCGGAAACCCCAGCUGGGCCCCGAGUCGAAACCUAAACCCAGCGCCGAGUCCAGCGAAGAGUCGCAGGAGGACAAACCAACGCACAACCGGAAACCGAUCGGAUCCCAUUCAAACGCGGCCGAGAACAACGUCGAGAAGAAACAAAGCUCCCGUCCGAAUCUGAAGAAUCCCGAGCUCGCCUUCGAUAAAAGUUCAGCAGAGCACUCGAGACCGACCGAAAGAAUCCAAACGGUUGAAAAUAACUCCAUCACGAAGAACCAAGAGAUGCCUUUCAUCCACCCCUCGAAAAUCACAUCCAUGACGAACCCCCUGCCAACGAUCAUCGAGGAAAAACUCGUCGAGGGUAGUUUCAGCAACCGAAACAACACUUAUAGUGUGAAUAACAAAAGCAACCCCACUGCGACAGCCAAUAAGGAGACCCACAGCAGUGCUUCCAGUCAAAGCAAAGCUCAAACGCCGGCUGAUAAGAGCGAGUUUGCCGACGUGAAGCCUUCGACCCACCGACCCUCAUUACCUCCGCCAAGUUACCAAUCUUUCAUAGAACGUGUUAAUAUUUCCAAGAGCUCUUCCAACUCCUCGCACCCGAAGCCGGGCCCGGGGGCGUUCGUGGCGAAGACCUCCGAGGAGAGGGAGAAGAUCGUGCCCAGCCCGACCAAGACGGUGCAACUCGGCUCGUCGACUGUGUCUCCGGAGAUCGAUGCCGGACUCGGGCUCAACUUCGCCACCGGGAUCGGGGCGGCCGUCGCAGUGCUCGAGCCCUCCAUCCAAGACAUUCCGUUCCAGGAUACCCAUCAACCCACCAAAUGGCCGCAGAAGAACCUCGAUCAAGCCACCGCUGUCAAACGCCCUCCUGUCACCGAUACCAGUUUUCCGUACCUACCACGCCCAGGGAUCGUAUUAGAUGACCCAGAAUACAAACCCGGUGGUCAACAACGACCCAUCAUCACUGCACCUCCAACUCGACAUCAGUCCGUCAAAGGGGAUAUCUUCGACGUUACCGUCUCUGCCAUCCAGGGUCCCUCUGGUCAAAGUGGCGGAGGUGGCUCGCAUCCUGGACAGUCCUUCGUUUAUCCAGUUGAGGUUGACAGAGUUCAGUUAGCGAACCAUGGGAAUGGAGCAGGCGAAGUCUCGGUGAUCACAACAGCAGUUGGAGGCCAGCAUUUCGUCUCCAUCGAUGGCAAGAGGACUUACAUGAACCUAUUUGGCGAGCCAACCAACUCAAAUUCAGCUCCCAGUAUUAAUCCUACCAGAUCCUCUCUCUAUGGGAGUGGUAGUUAUCAGACAAGCCAGUUACCCUCGAAGCCCUCGAAAUCGACGCCGUGGCGACGGCCGACUCAUCCGACGGUGCGAAUCGACACGUGCAUCGUCGGCGACGACUCCACAUGCGACGCCGUCCAGCAUGAAAGAUGCCGCACGGAGAUGGGUGUCUCGUCCUGCCACUGCAGGCCUGGCUACAGCCGUCGGAAACACCGGGAACCCUGCCAUCGCAUUGUAUCAGUGGUGAUGUCAAUGCGAGUGGACCGCAUGCAUGAACAGCGGGUAACUUGGAAUGACAAGUUCAAAGACAUUGACUCUCAAGAGUAUCAACAGCUUGAGUACGAGGCUAUAAGAGCGAUGGACUCUGCUAUGUCUAUGACGCCUUUCUCUGAUGUCUUCCUCGGAUCUCGAGUGAACAAUAUGUACACUCAAAGGAGUGGGAGUGGUGCUGCAUCUGGAGGCAGUCUAGCUAAUCCAGGCCCAGUUUAUGUGAAUUUGACGCUGCAGCUGGCUGAAAGUGCAGAAACACUCCGACCUGCUGUCAAGCAUGAAAUUCAGAAACACUUAACAGGAGUUAUCCAUAGACGAAGUAACAAUAUUGGCAGCUCAGCUCUCUGGGUCGAUACGCCUCCAGGCUCCAUCUCUCAAAUUCAUGAUUUAGAUGAGUGCAGCAGUCAAGAUUUGCACGACUGCCACUCAGUAGCAAAGUGUACCAAUGUCUUUGGGUCUUUUCAAUGCACGUGUCCUGAGGGCUAUAGGGAUCCUUGGCAAGGGAACCACAUGAAAGCUGGUAGGACCUGUGAAACUUGUGAUCCAGCACACUGCAACCACCGAGGAGAGUGUAGUUAUCAAAAUGCGCAACCAGUUUGCAAGUGUACAGGGAGCUAUUAUGGAAAUCAGUGUGAAAUAGAUGGAGAAGUUUUGGGUGUUGCUGUUGGUGCAUCAGUAGCAGCAGUACUCAUAAUUGUAUUGACUUUAAUUUGUUUAUGUGCCUGGAGUCGACGGUGGAACAAGGAGCAAAAGAUAGGCUCUCCAGUAUUUGGAUACAUGCCUACAGGGGGAAGUACAGUCAAAACUCCAGUAGUUGGAGCCCCUCCUUACCAAGUGUCAAUUGAGGAUAGACUAAGAUGGGCACAAAUUGCUGAUGCCAUGGCCCAUGCAAAUCAUUAUGGGCCUGAGCCAGUGGGAGGGCCAACUAGACCGUCAUCUGCAAUGUUUGGCUACACACUACCCCAUGGAACGCAUGUGCCAAUACCGAGGUUAAGACCAGGAAGUGUGCAUACAAUGAGGACCCCUGAGUCCAGCACCAGUGAAGAAGAAGAUCGGGCAGAUCUCCUUGGACGGAAUUUUCAAGUUCCUCGUCCCAAAAGCCGAUCCUCGGUGGCGAAUCAGAGCGGAAUUUACUAUGAUGUAGAUUAUGAACAAGGAGAUUUAUUUAAUACUCAAAAGUCGCACCCUGGAAUGAUACCAUUGAGUACGUAUACAAUGGGUAGGUCACACUAUUUCAGAACAUGAUGAAAAAAUGGGUGCCAUAGAUGUCUAAAGAGUAAGUCAGUUUGUAACAUUCAGUUACUCAGUCAACUUCACUGUUAUUAGUUUGUCCCUCAUUGAAGUUUCAGGACCCGAAUUAUGUUUUUUUUUUGUUCUAUAUUUAUUUCUCUUUUCUCCUUGUUUUCUCUUUCGCAUUUCCUUGUUAUAGACUUAAAAUUUCAUUGUUCAGAGUAUUUGCCAAUUUUUGAUAAACACAAUAUUUAAAAAGGGAGGAAAAAAACCGGUCCACGAGAGGCUCAUGAAAGAAAGAGAGCCUCCGGUCCACGAGAUGCUCGUGAAAGAAAGAGAGCCUCCUCUCUUUGUUCAUUUAGUAUUAUUUGUUUUGCAAUCAUUAUCAUUUAUUGUCCAAAGAAGUUUUUAAUAUAUUAUAACUGUUGAUGUUUUAUAUGAAAAUUUGAUGUCCUACAUAUUUGUUUUCUCUGAUUGGAUUUUCAUUCAUAAGUACUCAUGAUAAUGGAGGCUCAUAGCCCAUUUAAGUACCUAUAUAAAAAGCAAUAAGUGAAUGGUUACAUCAUAAUGGCGGCAUAUCUAAAAAUUUGCUUGGGGCUAAAAAGAAAAAUUAUAAUCAAAAUUAAUUAUGAUUUUUCAGAAUCUCGGUGCUGUCUCUUGCGAUAAUGUCAGUAGAAUUGUUGUAUCUCCGUCUUCUGUUUGUAUUGAGAAAGGCAUAUAAGCAGGGACUUUGUACAGUUUCUUGUCCUCCUUCUUUUCUCUUAAAUUUUAAGAUUUACUUCGAUAUUGGACAAAAAAAGAAAAUUUGUGUAAAAAAAUGGCGUUUUUUGCUGCUGAAAUGUGAGUAUAUAUAUAAUAUUUUCAAUGCUCAUCACGGCUGCAAAACAUAAAUUUUCAGGAGGUCUAAUGAACUCCUAACACUAAUGGAUACCGGAAACAACAUAUAACUUAGUAAGUUAUGAAAGGACUUUAAUCUAGAGGUAUAAUACUCGCAUGGUUAUCAAGUGAUAUCCAGGUGAUGCUUCUUCACAAAUCCAUUGUAAUAUUGUUUUAUUCUUUGUUUUUAUUUUUAUCUGUUCUUUAAUAUUUCUUUUAUGCUCUGCUCCAAAGAGUAUCUAAAUUAUUUCCCCUACUCUAUCUUUAUCUUUGAAAGUGCUCAACUAAUGUAAUAUAUUUACCUAUCUGACUUCCAAAGAUGUAUAAAACAGACCUAUACUAUCUUAAAGUAAGGAUUUUACGCUUGCAAAGCAAGGGAAAAUGGUAUUAUUUUUCCUCCUGCAACAAAAGUGCGUUGUGAGGGAUUAAGGAUUGUUUGCCUGAUUGAUAACUUAAUUUUUGUUUCCUUUUUCAAAUGAUACAUUUUCAAAUGUAGAUUGAAUCUAACUUUAUUUUAGCUUCUUUAGAGAAUUUCUUGAAAUUCACAAAGGACCUAAGGCCCUGUUUAGACAGUCAAACUAUGGAGUAACUUGUUUGACAAACUAGUUUAACUUGUUUAUUAAAAAUCGCAGGACUUACGUCCAUCUAUUAGAAAGACCAUUCAACCAGUUUUGACUGAUUCCCCUGUUCUAUGUAUUAUCAACGUCAGAGUUUGCGUCAAAUUUAGAAGUUGCUGAUAUCAACAUUGAUUGCAUUUUUUUCUGGUUUGUGGAUUCAUUUUCAUUCACUCAAAAUAAAAAAAAUUAAAGAAUUUAGGCAAAAAGUUAAGGAUUUAGCAGGAUUCUUCUACUUUGGAGGAUUCUAUUAACUGCUCUUCUUAAAAAUAAUCUACCAUACUUCAGCUUUAAUUAGGUGAAAGAAAAAAAAACUGAAAAAUCUCAGGUCAAUAAUGUCAAACUUUGAGGGGAAGGUCAAAGUGACUUCUCAUAUCCAAAAUAAGGGACAAAUUAAAUGAAACAUGGCUUCUCAAUGGCGACAACAGAUUUCCUUGUAGAGGAAAGGAAUCUUUCACUUACCUCAAAUAAAAUUAAAUUUGAUGUAAAUGAAAGUUAAAAAAACCACUAAAAAUGAGGCAAGAAAACGUGUAAAAUUCUUGUUUCAUGAUUUAUGGGUUGUUUUAUUGUAAAUUAUGCCAUUCAGAACUGAGAUAGUCAAAUUAUUAAAUUCAACUGCUGAUGUUGAUGCUAGUGAUUCUAGUAUGUAUAUCUUAGGUUAAUUUAAUUUUAGUCGUGCAUUUAGCUGUAUCAGUUAUUCGAUUAGUGUUACUUCAAAGUCCAAAAGUCUCUAUUUAUCUGUGAUGUUCAUAACCAGAGUUACAUUUUUUGCUUCGAGAAGUGUAUUAGGUACGCCAAUGAAAUACCUAAUUUUUACAAAAUAAGUUGUUCCUUAAAACCAAAGGGUCUUCUAUAACACCCUGUUUAUCAAAUGUUAUAAUGAAGUUGGUUGAGGAAAAUAUGAUUUCAAAACCCCAAAAAAUUGCAAGAUCAAUCUAUUCAAAUCAUAAAAAUUUGAGCUCAGGUGAAGCUAAACAAGUUCACUGCCACAGCGGUGACUGUUUUUUCGUUGAUCUCUCCAGGCUUUUCACAAUGACUGGCAUUUUUAACAGCAUGUUUUCAUCUCAUUGCCGUGCAGUAGAGAUGCUGUCUGCAAGUCCUCUAAGGAAGUAAGUGUAGAGUGGUUAUGUACGUAACUAAUAGAAAGCACUAGCAUCGCGGCAGUCAGUGGAAUACAAGCUAAAAAGGGCUAAAAUCUUGCUGUUCUUUGUGUGUUUUUAUAGCCUGAAGAACAGUGAAGCAAAAAAUUGUUGGCAGUGAACAUAUUUAACUGAGAAAAAAAAUUGAAGCUACUUAUUAAGGUACUGCUUUCAAGUAGGAGCAUAUUUAAAAGUCAGUGUUUCAGUGAUUUUUCAUGAACAAGGACAAAAAUUUAUUUGGUUGAGAAACUUCCUACCAAAAUCUUUAGCCAUUAUUUAUGUGAAAAUAGAAAAA
Molecule: messenger RNA, 7613 nt
Organism: Bemisia tabaci
Lineage: Eukaryota; Metazoa; Arthropoda; Insecta; Hemiptera; Aleyrodidae
Gene: pwn
Product: calcium-binding EGF-like domain-containing protein pawn
Molecular function (GO): calcium ion binding
Source: RefSeq, a predicted model, not a curated record